AUGGACCUGCAGCUGAACAGUAGUGGUAUCCAAACCUUAGCUCCGGAGCUCUGUCAGUCGGAACUUGUGCAAGAAGACCGGACCGAGAACUGCUCUACUAACAACCUGUCACUGCACUGCUGGCUGCAGCUGCUCACCAAGGAGUCCACCAUGGAGUUCCAGGGAGACAGCUCAAGCCUGGUAGUACGUGUUAUGAUAGCAUGUGUGUACUCCAUAGUGUGUGCUCUGGGGCUGGUGGGGAACUCUCUCGCUCUUUACUUGCUGCAUUCACGAUACCGGCAGAAGCAAUCAUCCAUUAACUGUUUUGUGAUGGGACUGGCCAUAACAGACCUCCAGUUUGUCCUGACUUUACCCUUUUGGGCAGUGGACACAGCCCUGGACUUUCGCUGGCCUUUUGGUCGUGUCAUGUGUAAAAUAAUCAGCACAGUCACCACAAUGAACAUGUACGCUAGUGUAUUUUUUCUCACAGCAAUGAGCAUGGCACGCUAUUAUUCCAUAUCAUCAGCACUGAAGAUGCACAGCCGGCGGGCAGCAGCAACCAGAGCCAAGUGGACCAGUCUGGGCAUCUGGGCUAUUUCCUUAUUGGCCACUCUGCCACAUGCCAUCUACUCUACCAGUGUGCAGGUGUCAGAUGAGGAGCUGUGCCUGGUGCGCUUCCCAGAGUCAGGCAAUUGGGAUCCACAGCUGCUUUUGGGUCUAUACCAGCUGCAGAAAGUUCUGGUGGGGUUUCUCAUCCCACUGAUCAUAAUCACCGUCUGCUACCUGCUCCUGCUGCGCUUCAUCCUCAGCCGGCGCAUCACAGGGACAGCAGGACCUGAAGUGGAACAAGGCAGGCAAAACCGCCGCUCCAAAGUCACUAAAUCCAUCAUCAUUGUGGUGCUGUCAUUUUUUCUAUGCUGGUUGCCCAAUCAGGCAUUGACUUUGUGGGGAGUGCUCAUAAAGUUUGACCUUGUGCCCUUUAGCAAGGCUUUUUACAAUGCCCAAGCCUAUGCUUUUCCUCUGACAGUGUGUCUAGCUCAUACUAACAGCUGCCUCAACCCGGUGUUAUAUUGCCUGAUCCGCCGUGAGUUUCGUGCAGGACUUAAGGAACUUCUUCUUCACGCCACUCCAUCCAUUAGAAGACUGACUCAUCUGUUGCCACGCAAGGCCAAGGUGGCUGAGGCACCGCCUGUUCUUGUGCUAGUCCAAAUGGAUGUCUGA
Molecule: messenger RNA, 1200 nt
Organism: Periophthalmus magnuspinnatus
Lineage: Eukaryota; Metazoa; Chordata; Actinopteri; Gobiiformes; Gobiidae
Gene: rxfp3.2b
Product: relaxin family peptide receptor 3.2b
Exons: 1
Coding region: 1-1200 (399 amino acids)
Biological process (GO): G protein-coupled receptor signaling pathway; immune response
Cellular component (GO): membrane
Molecular function (GO): G protein-coupled receptor activity
Source: RefSeq, a predicted model, not a curated record